CUGCGAUCAGACCCCUCCAAUCGCUCUGUGCGAGACAGAUCUUCUACCAGCCCACUAUCUUCUUUGAGCGCCAAUUGGCAUUCGCGCACCCCUACUAAGCUCUUUAACUCUCCCUCGUGAUUCAUUAUGCCGUCGCAGGUGGCAACAUGUCUGCGCAUUGCGCGGCAGUUUGGUGCCGGGCCUAGCAAGCACCAACGGUUCCUUGCACGUGCCUUUUCCAGUAGUGUUCGUCGGCCUGAAAUCAAUAAAGUCCUCUCGUCCGCAGACCUCGCCAUCAAGGACAUGAAGUCCAAUUCCACACUUUUGGCCGGUGGAUUCGGUCUUUCCGGUGUACCGGACACGCUCAUCAACGCGGUGAAAGCCAACCCGUCGAUCACUGGACUGACGGUCGUCAGCAACAACGCCGGUGUGGAUGGAGCGGGCCUCGGUCUGCUUCUCCAGUCCAAACAGAUCAAGAAGAUGAUUGCCAGCUACGUGGGAGAGAACAAGACUUUCGAGCGCAUGUACUUGACCGGAGAAAUCGAACUCGAGUUGACUCCCCAGGGUACCCUGGCUGAGCGUUGUCGGGCAGGUGGUGCAGGCAUCCCGGCCUUUUUCACCCCCGCUGCCCUCGGGACGGUCGUGCAGACGGGCGAACUGCCACUGAAGCAUAAUGCCGAUGGCACUAUUGCGCUUUACAGUCAGCCGCGGGACGUGAAGGUCUUCGACAAGAAGAGCUAUGUGAUGGAGGAAGCGAUUAAGGGUGACUAUGCCUUCGUGAAGGCCUGGAAGGCCGACAAGCUGGGUAACUGUCAGUUCCGCUAUGCAGCGGCUAACUUCAACGGGGCGAUGGGUCGCAAUGCCAAGAUGACCGUCGUCGAGGCCGAGCACAUCGUCGAGCCUGGGGAGAUCGACCCCGCUGCCAUUCACCUGCCCGGCAUCUACGUCAAGCGGGUUAUUCAGAGCACCACCCCGAAGAAUAUCGAGAAGUUUACUUUCGCCAAGGAAGAGGGCGAGGAUGCGGCUGCUGCUCUAGGCAAGGGUGAUACGGCCGCCAAGCGCGAGCGCAUCGUGCGCCGUGCGGCCAAGGAGUUCAAGAACGGCAUGUAUGCGAACUUGGGAAUCGGUAUGCCCAUGCUGGCGCCUAACUUCGUCGACCCCUCUGUGUCGGUUACGCUGCAGUCGGAGAACGGUAUUCUGGGCUUGGGCCCUUACCCCAAGAAGGGCCAGGAGGACCCUGAUCUCAUCAACGCCGGCAAGGAGACCGUCACUUUGCUGCCCGGCGCGGCUUGCUUCGGCAGUGAGGAGUCCUUCGGCAUGAUUCGUGCCGGACGGAUCGAUCUCACAAUCCUGGGCGCAAUGCAAGUCAGCGCCCGGGGUGAUCUGGCUAACUGGAUGCUGCCCGGUAAGAUCAAGGGCUUUGGUGGUGCCAUGGACCUUGUCUCGAACCCCUCCGCUACCAAGGUGGUGGUGACCAUGGAGCACACGGAUAAGAAGGGCAACCCCAAGAUUGUGAAGCAGUGCGAGUUUCCCUUGACCGGGAAGACGUGCGUCAGCCGCAUCAUCACCGAGCUCUGCGUGUUCGAUGUCGACUUCACCGACGGGUUGACGUUGGUUGAGCUGGCAGACGGAGUCACCGUGGAUGAAGUGCGGAGCAAGACAGAGGCGCCGUUCAAGGUUGCCGAUGAUGUCAAGCCUAUGUUGUGAUUGUCGCCGGUCGUCAUCUUUUCCUAUCCAUUCCCAGACUUUAUUGGUCUCCUUGUCAUUUCUGUACAAUUUUCAAGCGUGUUCUUUCAACGGCGAUAUCCGACUGCAAAACUACUAUAUACUAUCUCGCACUUAACAGUAUCUAAAAGCCGUGCCAUUUCUCAAAGACCAAAAACAACAUUCGCA
Messenger RNA from Aspergillus heteromorphus CBS 117.55, 1872 nucleotides. Its product is annotated as 3-oxoacid CoA-transferase. The record is from RefSeq and is a predicted model, not a curated record. Gene Ontology annotation, molecular function: succinyl-CoA:3-oxo-acid CoA-transferase activity. The transcript is spliced from 3 exons. Lineage: Eukaryota; Fungi; Ascomycota; Eurotiomycetes; Eurotiales; Aspergillaceae. Gene Ontology annotation, biological process: ketone body catabolic process. The coding region runs from base 127 to 1686 and encodes 519 amino acids.